Xenopus tropicalis (tropical clawed frog) is the source of this 8327-nucleotide messenger RNA. It is a transcript of the gene wdr7, whose product is annotated as WD repeat domain 7. Bases 106 to 4686 code for a protein of 1526 amino acids. Lineage: Eukaryota; Metazoa; Chordata; Amphibia; Anura; Pipidae. The transcript has 29 exons. The record is from RefSeq and is a predicted model, not a curated record.
GUCAUAGAGACAGUCAGCUGGUUGAGUGGGUGAGAGGGGGGCAUCGGCUGGGAGCAGCAGGGCCGGCACCUUCAUCUGCAGGGUAGAAAGGAUAAGAGGUGUAAAAUGGCAGGGAACAGUCUCGUCCUUCCCAUAGUGCUUUGGGGCCGUAAGGCCCCCACUCACUGCAUUUCCACAGUGCUAGUGAUGGAUGAUUUAGAAACCAUUGUAACUGGCUGCCACGAUGGACAAAUCUGCCUUUGGGAUCUUUCACCUGAGCUGGAGAUCAAUCCACGGGCCUUGCUCUUUGGUCACACAGCUUCUAUUACCUGCUUAUCGAAAGCUUCAGCAUCCAGUGACCGGCAGUAUAUUGUGAGUGCAUCAGAAAGUGGGGAGAUGUGCCUGUGGGACGUGAACGACGGAAGAUGUGUGGAGUUUACCAAAUUAGCAUGCACACACACCGGGAUACAGUUCUAUCAGUUCUCGAUUGGGACCCCGCGGGAAGGAAGGCUGCUGUGCCACGGCCAUUACCCUGAAGUUCUUGUCAUGGAUGCCAGUAGCCUGGAUGUUCUUUACUCCUUGGUAUCCAAGAUUUCUCCAGACUGGAUCAGUUCUAUGAGCAUAAUCCGCUCUCACAGAACCCAAGAAGAUACGGUUGUAGCUGUAUCAGUGACCGGGAUCCUCAAGGUGUGGAUCAUUACUGCCGAAGUUCAUCGAAUGCAGGACACAGAACCAGUGUUCGAAGAAGAAUCCAAACCAAUUUACUGCCAGAACUGCCAAAGCAUUUCUUUCUGCGCAUUUACCCAGCGCUCUCUCUUGGUUGUGUGUUCUAAGUAUUGGAGGGUGUUUGAUGCCGGAGACUAUUCCUUAUUAUGUUCCGUCCCAAGUGAGGAAGGCCAGACAUGGACCGGAGGGGAUUUUAUAUCAGCGGAUAAAGUCAUCGUUUGGACAGAAGAUGGUCAAAGUUUUAUUUAUAAACUUCCAGCCAGUUGCAUUCCAGCCAGUGACACCUUCCGCAUUGAUGUUGGAAAGGCAAUAGAAAAUUCUAUCCCACCAUUGCUUUACAGCGUUAUGCCAAAGGAAGACACACAGGAAAGUCAUGAUGUGGAAGCUCUUGUCCAAGUUCCAGCUAAUGAGCACCCAGAGCAAACCAUUACCCUGGGACUGUACACACCCCGGACUUUGUUUCACACGAGGCCUCUCGGGGCAAUACUUCUUAUCUGCCCCCCAGUCACAAGGUUUUUCUACGGACGCAGGAAAUCUUUCCAUAAACUUCUAAUCCAAGGAGAUUCUUCUGGAAGGCUGUGUAUCUGGAGCGUUCCGGAGGUGCUGGAACAGCCGGAGAACAAGCAAGGACUCGGAGUAACUACCACCACCUCUUUGCAGGAGGCAUUUGACAAACUGCAGCCGCUUCCCGCUGGGAUUAUAGAUCAACUCAGUAUUAUGCCAAACAGCAAGGAGCCACUUAAAGUGACAGCGAGCGUCUACAUCCCAUCCCACGGUCGCUUGGUGUGUGGGCGGGAAGAUGGCAGUAUAGUUAUUGUUCCGGCCACACAGACGGCUAUAGUUCAGCUGCUGCAGGGGGAACACAUGUUAAGGAGAGGUUGGCCUCCCCACAGAACGCUGCGUGGGCAUCGGAACAAAGUGACUUGCUUGUUGUACCCUCACCAAGUGUCUUCACGCUACGAUCAGCGCUACCUUAUAUCGGGGGGUGUUGAUUUCUCUGUCAUCGUUUGGGACAUUUUCUCUGGCGAGAUGAAACACAUAUUUUGUGUACACGGGGGUGAAAUCACGCAGCUUCUUGUUCCACCAGACAACUGUAGUACGAGAGUGCAGCAUUGUAUCUGCUCAGUGGGCAGUGAUCAUUCCGUUGGCAUCUUGAGCUUGAGAGAGAGAAAGUGCAUCAUGCUGGCAUCCCGCCACCUCUUUCCCAUUCAAGUAAUAAAGUGGAGACCAUCGGACGAUUACCUAGUGGUUGGGUGUUCAGACGGCUCCGUCUACGUCUGGCAGAUGGAUACAGGUGCCUUAGACCGUUGUGUUAUGGGAAUCACGGCCGUAGAGAUCCUGAAUGCUUGUGAUGAAGCCGUACCGGCCGCUGUGGAUUCACUUAGCCACCCGGCUGUCAACCUGAAACAGGCCAUGACCAGAAGGAGUCUUGCUGCACUCAAAACUGUAGCACAUCAUAAGCUGCAGACCCUCGCGACCAAUCUGUUGGCUUCCGAAGCCUCCGACAAAGGGAAUUUGCCUAAAUAUUCACAUAACUCCCUGACGGUUCAAGCAAUAAAGACAAAUGUAACGGACUCGGACAUACACCUGCUCUUCUUUGAUGUAGAGGCCCUAAUUAUUCAGCUCCUUACUGAAGAAGCCUCCAGGCCAAAUACUGCACUGACGUCCCCCGAGAGUUUACAGAAAGCAUCUGGCAGUUCUGACAAAGGAGGGUCUUUCUUGGCUGGUAAACGAGCAGCAGUGCUUUUCCAACAGGUGAAGGAGACUAUCAAAGAAAACAUUAAAGAACAUCUCCUCGACGAUGAAGAUGAAGACGAAGAAGCGAUGAGACAGAAGCGGGACGAAAGCGACCCCGAGUACCGCACUAGCAAAUCCAAACCAUUGACUCUGCUUGAGUACAACCUUACUAUGGACACCGCAAAACUUUUCAUGUCAUGUCUCCAUGCCUGGGGCUUGAACUCUGCAUUGGAUGACGUUUGCCUUGAGCGCCUCGGAAUGCUGAAACCACACUGCCCUGUGUCUUUUGGUUUGCUCUCAAGAGGUGGCCACAUGUCCUUGAUGCUUCCACGGUUCAACCAGCCAGUUUAUAAAGCGUUAGAUGGAAAUGUAGGUGUAGGACGUAAAAUGUCUGUUAGCGAAGGACUCGGGAAAGGAACGUAUGGAGUUUCACGGGCGGUCACUACACAGCAUUUGAUGUCUAUUAUAUCCCUGGCAAAUACACUCAUGAGCAUGACCAAUGCUACAUUCAUUGGUGACCAUAUGAAGAAGGCUCCAAACAGGCCUCCGAGAUCCGGAUCGCCAGACUCUAUGAAGGGCAAGGCUUCCGCCCAGGCCUCCAGCAGCAUGAUACAAAGUCAGAUCAAACAAGCUGUUGCUCCUGACGCUUCUGCUAGCACUGAAGCCGAUCAUUCUGCCUCUGAUCGCACUUUACAUUCCUGUUUCUCAGUCAAUGAAGGGUGGAGUCAGUUGGCCGCCAUGCAUUGCGUCAUGCUCCCUGACUUGCUGGGAUUGGACAAGUUCAGGCCUCCGCUCCUGGAAAUGCUGGCGCGUAGGUGGCAGGACCGGUGCCUGGAGGUCAGAGAAGCGGCACAAGCAUUGUUACUCGCUGAGCUCCGGCGAAUCGGACAAGAAGGACGCAAGGAGACAAUCGAUUCCUGGGCACCAUAUUUACCCCUAUACGUUGAUACCAUUAUGUCACCCGGGGUAACGGCAGAAAAUAUCCAGGCUGGCAAUGCGAGUCCCGACUCGGCCGGCUCAGAGGCUAAAGUGCAAGAGGAGGAGCAGGAUCUGGUGGAUGAUGACAUCACUGCCGGCUGUCUCUCCAACGUCCCCCCUCUGAAGAAAGCGUCCCCUUCUUAUGAAGAGAGGAGAAAGCAGGCCACAGCCAUUGUGCUUCUGGCAGUCAUUGGCGCUGAGUUCGGAGCCGAGAUAGAGCCUCCAAAAUUGCUCACACGUCCACGCAGCUCCAGUCAGAUUCCCGAGGGAUUUGGGCUGACCAGCGGGGGGUCCAACUAUUCUCUUGCUCGGCAUACAUGCAAGGCUCUGACAUUCCUGCUGCUGCAGCCGCCCAGCCCCAAGUUACCCCCCCACAGCACCAUCCGCAGGACUGCUAUCGAUUUGAUCGGACGAGGUUUUACAGUGUGGGAGCCUUACAUGGAUGUGUCCGCGGUGCUGAUGGGGCUUCUGGAACUCUGCGCCGACGCUGAAAAACAGCUUGCUAACAUCACAAUUGGGCUGCCCCUGAGUCCAGCAGCUGACUCCGCCCGCUCUGCACGACACGCGCUCUCGCUCAUUGCCACCGCCAGACCACCCGCCUUCAUAACAACCAUCGCUAAGGAGGUGCACAGACAUACGGCUCUGGCUGCCAAUACACAGUCUCAGCAGAACAUCCACACUACUGCCUUGGCUCGUGCUAAAGGGGAGAUUCUGAGAGUCGUAGAAAUUCUUAUUGAAAAAAUGCCUUCAGAUGUUGUGGAUCUCUUGGUGGAGGUCAUGGAUAUCAUAAUGUACUGCCUUGAAGGGUCCUUGUUAAAGAAGAAAGGACUACAGGAAUGCUUUCCUUCCAUUUGCAAGUUCUACAUGGUCAGCUACUGUGAGCGGAGUCACCGAAUAGCAGUGGGAGCCCGCAUUGGCACAGUGGCCUUGUAUGACAUUCGCACAGGAAAAUGUCAGAAUAUUCAUGGCCAUAAAGGACCUAUUACUUCAGUUUCCUUUGCCCCUGACGGACGCUAUCUUGCUACCUACUCCAACAAAGACAGCCACAUCUCUUUCUGGCAGAUGAACACCUCUCUUCUUGGGAGUAUCGGGAUGCUGAACUCUGCCCCCCAGCUGCGAUGUAUAAAGACGUACCAGGUUCCUCCGGUUCAGCCUGCCUCUCCCGGCUCCCUCAAUGCCCUAAAACUGGCGCGUCUCAUCUGGACUUCCAACCGCAAUGUUAUCCUUAUGGCCCAUGAUGGCAAAGAGCAUAGAUUCAUGGUUUAGGCCGGGGGAAGCCAUUUCUUACUAUGAGUUCUUACUUUAGCAUGAGUUCUGUCUUUGUUACGAGCUUCUGUACCUGUCGUCGGGGCGAAGAACCCUUAUUGUGUUAGGCGUGCAUGACAACCUUGUGAGAUAUAUUGCACCCUCUGUAGAUCCAGAUACUGGAUAUUCAUUCGUGUAAAUAGUUACCUUUCCGGUCGUCUAGCACUUUAAACCCCCCCCCCCCCGUAGUCCUUUCCAAACGAUGUUACAGUAAUCUCAGUAGACAGGAUACACAAACUCGAUGUGCAUUUUAUUUUAUGUGUUCGUUAGUUCUUCCAAAAUGUUUUAGUGGUAUCGUUGUGUUAACGCUCAAGUUGCGUUCGUAUGCGAGGAAACGUGUACCAUGUGUAUUGUUUGUCCAUUUGCCUUUAUAUGGUUUGUUUUCUGUCCUCGGUUAUAUUUAAAAUUAUCAUUUUUUGUAGCGUUUCCAACUGAAAAUAAUGUCGUGUCUGGGAACUGGUCUAAGACUUUCCUCUCAAACUGUAUAUAAUGUGUACAUAAUUCCAUUUGCACAGGAUCUUCUCUGUAGGAUUAGGGCUCAAAACAUUCCAUCAACGAGAAUCUUCAUUUUUUGUUUGUUUUCAGGUUUUUGCUUUGAAGUUUGAAGACCAGUGCAAGUGUCUACUGUUACGUUAAAUAUGAAAUUAUUUAAGAAGAUAGAAUUACUUGCUUAUGGUUUGGGUAUCAAAACCUUAAAUGAUGCAGUAUUGGAGUCAAUGUAAUACAAAUACCCUUAAGUUUCCCUUUGUAAAUGUUGGGGUGUCACAGCUGGAAAAUGGCAGUAUCGAUUAUAGGAUAUUGUUCUAUUGAUGUGCUGAGAGCCUCACUUUACCCAACUCAUGCUGGUCACCAAAUCAUUAGAUCUCAGACGGAUUUGGCACCCACUAGCUGGACUAAAUCAAGUUGAAAUGAAAUCAAAUGAUACAACAAAGCCUAUGGAGACCCACCAAACAAGGACGACAUCAAUACAACGAUUUGGUCCUCAAACAACAAAAUUUUUAAGCCUGCCUGAGAGAUGUCUACCCAAUAUAUGGUCAGAUAUCAGCCAGUUGGCCAGUUGUGGGCCUCAGUUGUGAGCCAAUAAGCUGCUGGGACCAAGUUGGCAGCUUUAAUCAGCCCAUGGGGCGUGUUUGCUAAGAUUGGAGAUAAAUAAGAUUUGAACAGCCACCUACAAGUUAGAAAUCAAAGCAAAGACCUAACUGGUUGCUACAGACAACAUCACCGGUGAUAUUUAUCUCCAUUCUUAGUAAACAUACCCCAUGUAUGGCGAUGUAAGAAGAGUUGGGCUGAAUGCAUAUUUUGUAUUUACUAUGUGUAAAGGGAGCCUGGACCUACAGAUCUCUUGUAGCCCUUUGGCAUAUUUGGUAAACGAUACACACAGGGUGCACAUUAAUUCAUAGGGUGGACAACAGAAGUGAAUAAUAGUUGGGGAACCUCAAAGAGGUGUUUUUGUGUGCAUAUUCGUUAGGUGCCCCUUGAUCAACGAUCCCGCUCUGUUUAAAGAAGCAUAUCAUUCUGAACGAUGUGAGCAAACAUUCUUUCUUCCACCGUCAGUUUAUCACUUUAGAUUUUCCUUUCACUGACUCUUUUGUAGUUGGUUAAACCUUUUACUGAAUCCAAAUGUUCUUCAGAGAUAAGGCCGCAAAGCUUUUGGGCUACUCGGGGUUAUUUGUUAUGUGUGAAGGUGCAGCUAAGGUGAACGUGCAUCGAUGAUGAAUGUAGACAUUAUCCAAUUAAGAGCUAACCAAGUAGAACAGAACUUGGGCUUUCACUUUUUAGGUUUUCCAUGUACGAAAUGGGAUUGUGACGGAGUACAACGGGGAAUUCUGAGACAAACAUAUCCAUCUAGUUGCAAAUGUAUUCUGUUUCAUUUGUUCGCUCAGUGGUGGAAUAUUCCACGGACAAUUUAUUUUACCAUCUAGUUAGGAAGGCAACUGGACGUAAGGUCUUGGGGAGAAACAGCUGCUUAUAUUCAAUCUUCUAUAGCCAGGCUUAUAUUCAAUCUUCUAUCCAGGCUUAUAUUCAGUCUUCUAUCCAGGCUUAUAUUCAGUCUUCUAUCCAGGCCCCCAGGAGUCAAAUAUGUGUGUUUAUGUAUGUAUAGAUAUAUAUAUAAUGUAUUUUGUAGUUUAAGAAAGGGGUUAUUUGCGUUGACUCCAACCUCCAGCUUUAGAUUCAGGCAGCAUUCGUUUUGUCAGCCAUUUUGUUAGGUUGUGGUGGCCAAGGACUUCUCCAAUUAUACUCAAUUUUCAAUGGUGGAAUAUUCCAUGGACAAUUUAUUUUACCAUCUAGUUAGGAAGGCAACUGGACGUAAGGUCUUGGGGAGAAACAGCUGCUUAAAUUUAAUCUUCUAUCUAAGCUUAUAUUCAAUCUUCUAUAGCCAGGCUACAAGAGGUGCCCCCAGGAGUCAAAUAUGUGUGUUUCUGUAUGUAUAGAUAUAUAUAUAAUUUAUUUUGUAGUUUAGGAAAGGGGUUGUUAGCGUUGACUACAACCUCCAGCUUUAGAUUCAGGCAGCAUUCAUUUUGUCAACCAUUUUGUUAGGUUGUGGUGGCCAAGGACUUCUCCAAUUGUGACAACGGUGUUUUCUGAUUUCCCAGCAACACUUGCCACUUUCUGAAAAAGUUACACACUUCUCAUUGUACUUUGGGAGUUUUUAAUAUGCAAGGCUCAUAUAUCAGGAGAAUGACUGGGAAUCAUUGACUAUAAUGGAGUUAGUCACUGGGAAAAUGCCAAGAAUGUAGUGAGUUUUGGGGGUAUCUGUGCUGUGUUCUUCCACCUUCAUAGAAGGGAAAAGUGGGAAAGGCUGAGUCUACUUAUUACUCAAUCCAGACAUUAAACUAUACAUAUUGCUAAAGACCCAGCCUUGAACAUCCAUCAACACAACAUAAAAACAACUCUUUAUAAAAUUAGCUCAUACUUACAGCCAACAUGUCUCCAUGAUAACGUCAGGGUUUCAAAUUGAAAAAACUCAAAUACUUGAAAAUCUUGAGUGCUCGUUUAUGUAUAAAAACGCUCGAAUCUUAAAAACGUAACCAUAAAAUCACGUUAAAAUAAAUCUGAUCACCAUAAAAUCAUAUUCUACUCUUCGUUUUUCUCGAAAAUUCACGUUUUUGCCAAAAAAAAAACCCAAAUUGUAGUAAAACUCAAUUAUUUUUUUUAAAUCUGCCCCUUAGCAUUCCAUUCAUAUUUAUAAGUACACACAUUUACAUUUACUGAAAACCAAAGUAAAAUGUACUUUUGUAAAGCGAAAUAAAGGGUAACUUGUCUCUAUACAUAUGCGCUAAAGAAAAAUCUCAUAUUUAACUAUUUCAUUUCCAUUCACAAUAGCUUAGGAGCUUCCCAUUUCCAUUUGAAUUCUCAUUAUGGUGUAAUAAUAUUGUGUGAGUGGUUUCCUGCUGUAUUUGGUGCUGUUACCUUAGAUACCGUAGAUAGUUCUAUGUGGCUUCCAUGUUGGCAGAUAAUAUGACAAACUAUAACGCCAGUACAACCAUUUUGGAUCGACGUGAUUGUGCUUUGUAAAUGAUAAAACUGUGGUAAAACAUUCAUUGAGCUUGUACAUGUCCAUGUACAUAUCCGUGUGAAAUAAAAGAAAGAAUAUGACCAUU